Messenger RNA from Sorex fumeus (smoky shrew), 4312 nucleotides. RefSeq names its product solute carrier family 30 member 10 (gene SLC30A10). NCBI's taxonomy places the organism in Eukaryota, Metazoa, Chordata, Mammalia, Eulipotyphla, Soricidae. Bases 419 to 1762 code for a protein of 447 amino acids. The transcript is spliced from 4 exons. The record is from RefSeq and is a predicted model, not a curated record. Gene Ontology annotation, molecular function: zinc ion transmembrane transporter activity. Gene Ontology annotation, biological process: intracellular zinc ion homeostasis; manganese ion transport; detoxification of zinc ion. Gene Ontology annotation, cellular component: membrane.
GUAGGCGCCGGCGGCCACGUCCAGCCCCGCGCACACGCCCCGCCGGCGGGCAGCCUCUUAUCUCUGGGGUCAACAGUCAGGGCGCCGGGGCUCCGAGGAAUGCUUCAGAUCCCGGGGCGCAGCCCGCGUCCGCCGCAGGGUGGCCGCGGGGCGUGGCAGGCCGGGCGCCCCCGCCUCUCCGCAGCGCCUCCGAUCCGGCCCCAGAGCCCGACCUCGGCCUCCUGGCGCGCGGCCAAGCGCGGGCGCGGGGCGCGGGAGGAGCCGGGGCGGCGGGAGGCCGGGCAGGGCCCUGCGGGUAGAUACGGGCCCGCGGCGGCCGCUCGGCGCAGUCGGGCAGCGGGCGAGCGGGGGCGCGGCGCGGGCGCCGUCUAAGCCGGGGAGGCGGCGGCGCGGGACGCGCGUCCCCACGGGCGGCGACAUGGGGCGCUACUCGGGCAAGACGUGCCGCCUGCUCUUCAUGCUGGUGCUCACUGUGGCCUUCUUCGUGGCCGAGCUGGUGUCGGGCUACGUGGGCAACUCCAUCGCGCUGCUGUCCGACUCGUUCAACAUGCUGUCCGACCUGAUCUCGCUGUGCGUGGGGCUGGGCGCGGGCUACGUGGCCCGGCGGCCCGCGGGGGGCGGCGGCGCCUCCUACGGUUACGCGCGCGCCGAGGUGGUGGGCGCGCUGAGCAACGCCGUGUUCCUGGGCGCGCUCUGCUUCACCAUCUUCGUGGAGGCCGUGCUGCGCCUGGCGCGGCCCGAGCGCAUCGACGACCCCGAGCUGGUGCUCAUCGUGGGCGCGCUGGGCCUGGCGGUCAACGUGGUGGGGCUGCUCAUCUUCCAGGACUGCGGCGCCUGUCUCGCCGGCUGCGCCCCGCGCCGCCGCCGCCACCCGCGCCGCGCGCCGGGGGACCCCUCGGGGGCGCGCGCCGCCGCCAAGGACGAGAACGGCGCGACGGUGUUCGCCAACGUAGCAGGUGACUCCCUGAACACCCAGAGUGAGCCAGAAGAGACCUUGCAAAAGGAGAAAAAGUCGGAUGCCCUGAAUAUCCGAGGGGUGCUCCUGCAUGUGAUGGGGGAUGCCCUGGGGUCAGUGGUAGUGGUGGUCACUGCCGUCAUCUUCUACGUGCUGCCCUUGAGGAAAGAGGACCCGUGUAACUGGCAGUGCUACAUCGACCCGAGCCUGACAAUCAUCAUGGUCAUCAUCAUCUUGUCCUCAGCCUUCCCCCUCAUCAAGGAGACAGCUGCAAUCCUGCUGCAGAUGGUCCCCAAAGGUGUCAGCAUGGAAGCACUGACGAGCAAGCUCUUGACUGUGCCUGGAGUUAGCAGCGUCCAUGAAAUGCACAUCUGGGAACUAAUAGGUGGCAAGAUCAUCGCUACUCUGCACAUCAAGUACCACAAGGACAGGGGCUAUCAGGACGCCAGUAAGAAAAUUCGAGAAAUCUUCCACCAGGCGGGAAUCCACAAUGUGACCAUCCAGUUUGAACAGGUGGACGGGAAGGAGCCAUCGGAACGGGACUCCCAGGCCCUCUGCAGCUCACCCUGCAUCUCAGGGGCCUGCAGGAAGCAUCUGUGCUGUCCCCCCAGGGCUCUGCCGCUGACCCAUGUCAAUGGCUGUGCUGAGCACAAUGGCUGUCCCCGGCUUAGCCCCUACCCUGAUGCAUGCCUUGGGAGUCGAGAAGCCACGGAAGUGGCAAUUGACGUGGAUGGCGUGAGUGAUGGUGGACAGGCAGUGACAAAAACUCAGGAAGGCCAGAAUUAUGUCAACAGCACCUAUUUCUAAACUGGGCCACGUGGGCAGACUAUAUAGACAGGCCCUUUGGUACAAUCAUGUCCGAGCUGGUGCAAAGGGCUGCCUGGGUGCAGGCCGAUCCCAACCACACUGUGCAUGGUCCGUGUUCAGUGAGGGGCCGGCCGGGUGCGAGGCAGAGCAGCCGUGGCAAUCCUGAUGUGAACAAUCCUCCUCGCAUCAGCCUGGAAGUUUCAAGCUGCUCUUCGUCACUUUUGCUUGGAACCAUCAUCUUCUGAGUGUGCUAAUCUCUUUAUCAGGGACUGUGGCUUUGACCACAGCUCUCACAGUAGUUAUGUUUGAAACUGAUUAAAACUGCUUAGCUGGCCGCCAGGUGAGGACGCUCAUGGGCUGAUGCACUGCAGCUGUUUCUUCAGAAUCAGAAAGACAAUUGCUCUUCUCCCCCGAAAUUCUCCUGGAGGAUCAUCUAUGAGGAAUGUUAGGGAGCCCUGUCACUACGGAAAUGUCGUCUUUGAGUUGUUUUGGAAUAAAUAUAAAAUGAAUUAUCUCCAGAGGUAUAAACGGUUCAGAGAAUGUCAGUGGAAGGAGAUUUGAUUGUAGGGGAAGAGGGUAGGAAGAAAUGUUUUGGUGUUACCAAUUUAUUUGCUGAGGUGGAGAGCAAAUGAACAUGUACUUCCAUAUGUGGCCAUAGCAAUGAGUUUUAGAGUGUUUAAAUGUUUAAAUAUAUGAAACGCAUCUCCCUCCCACUUGGAAGUGUGGGCUGUCUCUGAUCCCUUACCUAGAACACUCAUACUCUGAAAUUGUCUGUAGGGACAGCUCAUAAGGGACUGUUCUCAUCCAUUGCUUCCUCCAUUACGAUUGUCCAAAUUUCCUUUGAGUCUUUAUGCGACCACGUGGAUCUAAGGGGAAUUUUACUAGGAAAAAAAAUGAAUAUUACUGGGGGAGAAGAAGGCAUUAGUUGAGUAUUACUUCCUGCCAGUUCUUUCAUUAGACAUAUUUUAAAAUAUUUUUUAUAGCUGCCAACUGGUACCUUGAUGGAGGAGGCUCUGUUCAAGUGAGAAAUGAGAAUGAGUUUAAUUGCUCCCUUGAAUGUCUUGAGGGCACUUUCUUCUUCUGUCUUUGACCAUCAAUUAUCAUCAAGUUCAAAUAAAUUGAUUGGUGUCUGAUUUGAAGCCAUCAUCAAUCUGUAUGGGUAUUGGAGAAGCAUCUAUGCAUGAAAUGAAUUGAUCACGCAGCAAGCAGCCAAUCCAAACAGUCUCAAAUCGUGAUGAAAAUGGGCGUACCUCACCCUAGAACUGGAAUCUUCUUUGCUGGGUUGUAAAAUUGACUGAAAAAAGUUCAUCUUUUCAAUUCUGGGCACUGAGUGGGUCCACAAACCAUGAUCAGAAGUGCUGGGUUAAUCAUGAGAAAAAGCUCUCACAGUUUUUUUUUUUCCUGCAUGAGAAUGUGUCAAUUUGAAAUUCUAUGGCUGCAAUAAGUUACUGUGAUUGGUAGGGCAGGAAUUGUUUUGUGUAUCUGAAUUGAUAUUGGCCAUGAUUUAGGCUAACAGAAAAAUCCCUAAAUAAUUUUCAUUACUGGUUCUUAUUGAGUUCUUAUUGAGUUAGUUGUAGAUACAUCAUAACUAAAAGGAGGUAAAGUAUAAGUCAACAUUUUAAUACUUGUUAUUAGAAAUCUAAAAGGAAACUCUCACAAAACAGAGGAUUUCUCUAUGAAAUGCACCAUAUGGAUCAAAUUCCCUUACAUAAAUGGGACCUAUGAAGCCCUGAGCAGAGCCAAAGAGAGAUUUGUUUCUCACUUUCAAACAGAAACGGCUAAUUUGAUUUUACAUCAUGCUGCUUUUAUUGACGGGGAAAACAGCAAUUUUACAGUUUUUGUGCAGUUGGCUAAAAGAAUGCAUGCUAGUUUACAUCUGAAUAAUGCCUUUAAUUAAUCUCCAGAGUAUUUUCCUUGAAAGGAAAGGACACUUAAUUCCAAUAUAAUUAAAUCUAACCUUGGAAAAGCAUCUUCAUGGACCCUUUUAUGAACAUAAAAAAAUUCUGGAGUAGAGUUCAUAGGAAAUCUUAUGUUUCAAAGACAUUUAUGCUAAGAGUUCUUAAUAAUGUUUCGGCAGUGGACAAAGUACAAUACUUUCGUUUUAGUUUAGUUAGGGUCUUUGGUUGUCACGUCUGAAGCCUACCAGAAGGUGAUUUUACUGAUGUCUACUCUCUUUUGUGGUACAUUUCAGUUCCCUUGAGGAAAUAUGCGUUUCUCUUUUUGCUCUUUGAAUCAGGUCUGCUGGUAGUUGGUGCUCAUGAACUGUAGAUUUAACUUUUUUUUUUCUUUUUUGAUUUUGGGGACACACCUAGCUAUGUUCAGAGCUCACUCCUGGCUCUGUGCUCAGGGAUUCACUCUUGGUGGUGUUUACAGGGCAUUAUGGGGUGUCAGGGAUCAAACCCAGUUCGGCUGCAUGCAACUGACCAUCUGUCCUAUAUCUCUGAACCCUGAACUGUAGAUUUAAACAGCUCUUGGUCUCUGAGAUUUAAAACAUUCUGCCCCUUAAUUAGGGCUCCUGUGUGCUUAGAACAUUCCAGAGAAUUUCCUCAA